CUCGAGGAAACGAGAUUGAAGGCGCGAGUGAGAUUGGGAAGGGCGCAUGCGCGACGCGGUCCGUCUGCCCGACCUUCAGGGGAGCUGCUACCAUGUUCUCUCGGGCGAACGUCGUUGGGCUGUCGGCCUGGGCCUUGCAGCCGCAAUGGAUCCAAGUCCGAAAUAUGGCAACUUUGAAAGAUAUUACCAGACGACUAAAGUCAAUCAAAAACAUCCAGAAAAUUACCAAGUCUAUGAAAAUGGUAGCAGCAGCAAAAUAUGCCCGAGCUGAGAGGGAGCUGAAACCGGCUCGGAUAUAUGGAGUGGGGUCUUUGGCUCUGUAUGAAAAAGCUGAUAUUAAGGUACCUGAAGACAAGAAGAAACACCUCCUAAUAGGUGUGUCCUCAGAUCGAGGGCUUUGCGGUGCUAUUCAUUCCUCGGUUGCUAAACAGAUGAAAAGUGAGGUGGCAACACUCACAGCAGCUGGAAAGGAGGUCAUGCUUGUUGGCAUUGGUGAUAAACUCAGGGGCAUACUUUACAGGACUCAUUCCGACCAGUUUCUGGUGACAUUCAAGGACGUGGGAAGAAAGCCCCCUACUUUUGGAGAUGCAUCCGUCAUUGCUCUUGAAUUAUUAAAUUCUGGAUAUGAAUUUGAUGAAGGCUCUAUCAUCUUUAAUCGAUUCAGGUCUGUCAUCUCCUAUAAGACAGAAGAAAAACCCAUCUUUUCUCUUAAUACCAUUGCAAGUGCUGAGAGCAUGAGCGUCUACGAUGACGUGGACGCGGACGUGCUGCGGAAUUACCAGGAGUACAGCCUGGCCAACGUCCUCUACUACUCCCUGAAGGAGUCCACCACCAGCGAGCAGAGCGCCAGGAUGACGGCCAUGGACAACGCCAGCAAGAACGCUUCUGAGAUGAUUGAUAAGUUGACUUUGACAUUCAACCGCACUCGACAGGCUGUCAUCACCAAAGAGCUGAUUGAGAUCAUCUCUGGCGCAGCAGCUCUGGAUUAAUGAAAAUCGAGUUCCGUCCUCAGACAAGAGGUAAAAAAGGAAUAUUCAAGCUGAUUCUUUUUAGCUUACUGCUGUCAUCAGAAGAGUGAUCCACUGUUUGAAUUACUAAAGACAACAAGAUGUUUAUAAAUUACCUUACAAUAAACAACUUACAAUAAAAAAA
Messenger RNA from Fukomys damarensis (Damara mole-rat), 1152 nucleotides. It is a transcript of the gene Atp5f1c, whose product is annotated as ATP synthase F1 subunit gamma. The transcript is spliced from 10 exons. Lineage: Eukaryota; Metazoa; Chordata; Mammalia; Rodentia; Bathyergidae. Gene Ontology annotation, biological process: proton motive force-driven ATP synthesis. Gene Ontology annotation, molecular function: proton-transporting ATP synthase activity, rotational mechanism. The record is from RefSeq and is a predicted model, not a curated record. The coding region runs from base 93 to 989 and encodes 298 amino acids.